UGUGGAUACUGGAUAGUCCGUCCAUACAGUGGACGAAAUGAACUGCAAAAGCAAAGCAGCUCAUCUCAGCUGUACCCAAUUUUUCCCUCGAUUCAUUAAUGGUGUUCCUUCUGUAUGCAACUUUACGCAACCCCCAUUCUUCUUCUACUUCUUCUUCUUCACCGUAACUUACUUGUUCCAUCAUCUUUCUCUACCGCAAUCAAUAAUUGGAUGUGAACCUACCCUCAAUUUUCUCUCUCUCAGAACCUAACCCAGAAAUGUUCCUAUCUUGAGCUAUAACAUCUCGUUUCCUUUCGGAUCGGGGAAAAAGCAGGAAUUCUGUGACUCCCGGCUCUGUAUUCCAGAGAAAUACUAGUUUGGCUUUUGCUUUUCUUGGAAUUUUGAUGAUAGAUUUGGUUGUGGAGAAAGGAGGAAGCUUGUGAGAUGGGUAACGUCGGAAGCAGUGGAGUGAACGGGCGGCGAAGAAGCAAUAGCAGUCGGAGGAGGCAUCCGCCGCCGCCUCCGCCGCCGCAGCAGCAGCCUCAGCCUGAGAUUAGCGCCAACCAGUACGUGUUUGCAGCUGCGACGCCAUACCCUUCCCAAUACCCCAACCCUAACGUGCCGCCGUAUUAUCAGUACCCACCCUACUAUCCGCCGCCGCCGCCUCCUUCUCGGCCGUUACCGAUGUCGGCUCCAUUUGAUCACCCGCACCGCUUGGACCCGUCCCAUGCGGAUUGGAUUAGCGGGCGGUACCCGUGCCGGCCCAUGAUUCCCCAGCCCGCCCCAUACGUGGAGCACCAAAAGGCGGUGACUAUACGGAACGAUGUUAAUCUCAAGAAGGAGACGCUGAGGCUCGAGCCCGAUAAUGCGAAUCCUGGAAAGUCCCUUGUGGCUUUCACUUUCGACGCCACAGUUGCAGGAAGCAUGACAGUCAUAUUCUUUGCAAAAGAAGGUGAAGACUGUUGUUUGACUCCUAUGAAGGAAAGUGUGCUCCCUCCUGUGACAGUUCAUUUCCAAAAAGGUUUAGCUCAGAAGUUCAGACAGCCCCCUGGGACCGGCAUUGACCUUUCAGCAUUUGAAGAAGCAGAAUUGUCUGAGGGUGAGACAGAUGUGUAUCCCCUGGCCAUCAAGGCAGAGGCAUCCGUAGAUACCCAAAAUGAAUCAGUUGAUGGAAACGCUGUGUCUGGGUCCAUGAAUUCCCAGAUAACACAAGCGGUGUUUGAAAAGGAGAAAGGGAAAUAUCACAUUAGGGUGGUCAAGCAAAUUUUAUGGGUCAAUGGUAUGAGGUAUGAACUGCAGGAGAUAUAUGGGAUUGGAAAUUCAAUCGAAGGUGAAGUUGAUGGAAAUGAUCCUGGGAAGGACUGCGUCAUAUGCCUUUCUGAACCUCGAGACACUACUGUCCUUCCCUGUCGGCACAUGUGUAUGUGUAGUGGUUGUGCAAAACUUUUGAGGUACCAAACAAAUCGGUGUCCUAUUUGCAGACAACCCGUUGAGCGUCUCUUGGAGAUCAAGGUCAAUAAUGAUGAUGCCGAGGAAUGAAAAGAGGAAUAGCUUUCGCUAUCUAUCCUCAUAUUCUUCUUCUUUUUUUUUUUUUUUGGGUGAUUUUUUCUUCUUCCUUUUCUAUCUUGCGUCAUCCUAGAUUAAAUUAUUAAAAUGAUGACAGACACCUUGACAGUUUGCAAUUGGAUUGUGGAUUUAAUGAAAAUUUGUGUUGAUUGUAUCAGCAUUUCUGUAA
Molecule: messenger RNA, 1714 nt
Organism: Ipomoea triloba (trilobed morning glory)
Lineage: Eukaryota; Viridiplantae; Streptophyta; Magnoliopsida; Solanales; Convolvulaceae
Product: probable E3 ubiquitin-protein ligase LOG2
Exons: 3
Coding region: 424-1518 (364 amino acids)
Biological process (GO): protein ubiquitination
Molecular function (GO): ubiquitin protein ligase activity
Source: RefSeq, a predicted model, not a curated record